ACCCACGUACGUCAAAAAGUAUAUUCAAUAACUAUUUUUCUUCGACACAUCUAUAACAGAUUUCCAUUCAUAUUUUUUUGUAAUUUUUUUCGAUAUGGUUUCAAUUAGUUAUGCAUUGUUGUUAAUUUGUUUAGCUAAAAUCUGUACGUGUGAACAAAUUGAUUUGGACCAUCUUACACUUGAUAUCGCAAAAAAACAUUUACAAAAACACGAUGAAAUGUUAUCUUUUGUAAUACUAAAUCGUCCUAAUUAUACUGGUACUAAACUAUGUGAACAAUUGAAAGAACUCUGCCUAAAUGAUAAUAUCGAUAUUCCCGUGUCUUUGGAUGAAUCUAAUAAAGCUACAUCUCAAACAGACAGUACGCCUUUUGUUUUAAGAACCUUACAAGAAAUUACAGAUGAUGCUCUAAAUGAAAACAAUCCACUCGAAGCUAUAGUUUGGCUUAUAAAUGUUAUUGAAAGCAUGGGACUUACACUGUUAGCUAAUUAUAAUCUAGUCACAGCAAAAGCAAUACCAACUAUACUAGAAGAAAAGGAGAAGUUUAGUAAUCAUUUUAAUAAGGCCAAAACUUUUUUUAAUUUUCUAUUAGAAAAAUUUAAAUAUUAUCGUAUAGAUACAGAACCGGUUGAUAAGGUAAUUUCCAUUUACGAUGAAUAUAACCGGUCUUUGAAACUGGAAGAAAAUAAACAAGAAUUUAAUAAAAAAAGCAAGAAUAAUUUCGAUCGUUUUGUAAACCGUACAUGUUUGGUAAAAAUGCCAAAUCGUGAAAAACAUGUAAGAGUUGUAGAUUAUUUAAAAAAAUUACAAAAACAAGAAUUUGAAGCUAAUAAAGAAAAAUACGAAAUUUCAGUUCAAAAUCUGUUUAAUACAUUCUAUACUUACAUAGACCAUAAUGUAAAAAUCUUAAAAGAUUCAGAAAAUACUGGAGGAUUAAAUUAAAAAAUAAUCUUAAGU
Daktulosphaira vitifoliae (grape phylloxera) is the source of this 955-nucleotide messenger RNA. RefSeq lists its product as uncharacterized. Bases 95 to 940 code for a protein of 281 amino acids. The record is from RefSeq and is a predicted model, not a curated record. The transcript is spliced from 2 exons. NCBI's taxonomy places the organism in Eukaryota, Metazoa, Arthropoda, Insecta, Hemiptera, Phylloxeridae.